Messenger RNA from Rhodotorula graminis WP1, 1079 nucleotides. RefSeq lists its product as uncharacterized. Bases 1 to 795 code for a protein of 264 amino acids. The transcript has 6 exons. The record is from RefSeq and is a predicted model, not a curated record. Lineage: Eukaryota; Fungi; Basidiomycota; Microbotryomycetes; Sporidiobolales; Sporidiobolaceae.
AUGCGUUUCAUGCGUCUCCUCCCGAUCCUCGGCCUCGCCGCCAGCACUGCCACCGCGCAAAUCAUCAGCAUCCCCGGCCUCGACCUGAGCCUCCUCGAGGACGGCGCCCUGAUCAACCUCGACCUUACCGCCAACCUUCUCGGCGGCGGAGACUGCAACGGCGCGACUGUCGGCGUCUACACGGCGCUGCUGGGGCUCAUCAGGGCGUGCGUCUGCGUCAACAUCCUCCAGCCCGGCGCCGGCGAGGCGGCGUGCCCUGCUUGCCCGUCGGGAGCUAGCCCUGUCUGCGGCAGCGCCAAGUGCGCCUGCGCCUGCCCGUCCGGCACGUACGCCACGCCCGACGCCUGCGUGCCGAACACCAACUGCCCGGCGCCCAACGUGCUCGUCAACAACGGCCAGUACUCGACGUGCCAGUGCGCGUCGGGCUUCGUCUCGGACGGCGCCGAGGGCUGUGUCGCGGUCGGACCCUCGGCUCGCGCCCGCUCGCGCCACCGCCGCGCGCUCAACGCCAUGCCGCACGGUCAGGACGUCUUUGCGCCCAAGUCGUCGGGCGGCCGUGCUGCCAAUGCGUGCCCGAGGGGCGAGACUGCUUGCCCUACUGCGUCGGGCGGCUUCGAGUGCAUCGACACCUCGUCGAGCCUGACGUCGUGCGGCGGCUGCCCCGGCGCCGGCGGCGAGAACUGCCUCGCGAUUCCGGGCGCGCUCGCCAUCCAGUGCCUCGACUCGCAGUGCCACGUCGGCUCCUGCUUCAAGGGCUGGCGCCACUCGAAGGAGCGCAACGGUCGUUGCGCCUGAACGCGCACGGGCCUCGGCUCUUCCUCGUCCUCGGACCUCUCUUCCUCCCCUUCACCUUCUGGCCAUCUCGCCUAUUUUUGAUGCCCCUUUGCUCUCGAGCACCUAGAUACCUCGCGGCCCUCCUCUCUGUACCCUUCUCCCCCCUUUACGCACCGCACGAACCCCUUCUUCCUUUCGCCCUCGCCCCCCCUUUUCCCCUCGACUCGACAGCCGCGAGCUGUGUAGCGUUAGCUUCCUUUCUUCAGCCUCGAAGCUGUAACGCGUAGCGUGUCUGCGCCUUCUCU